AUGGUGAUAUUGGAAAUCCAGAAGAAACGUUGUCGUGCUGGAACAACAAGAGUCGUGGGCACUUUUGACAUUGCUGUAGCUAAGGAAGUGAUCAUGGCUCAUUCGGCGUAUGCACGUGCAGCAGGUCUCCAGAGCGAGGUCAACAAGAUCACAGUCACAAGGGUAGCUGGAAAUGAGGUAGAAUAUAAACGUCAGCUUAACCUAUAUCGAAAAGAUAUGAUGUUAACAAUUAAUAACAUCCAAAGAGAGGAAAAACGCUUGAAGAAGUCCAUGGUGAGAUAUCGUGGACGUAUGCGACAGAAUCGACGUGAAAAGAAACAGAGAGAUAAGGAGGAUUUUGAAAGAGAUCAGAGAGCAAUGAACAAUAUGUCAAAUGUAUUAGUGGUUCAAAGUCGAUCCGAAGUAGUUGCACAGUCUGAUCCCUUAAAGGAGGGUUCUCCAGACAGUGGGAUUGGUGAGGAAAUUCAAAAUGGGUCAAAGGAGGACGGAGCAAUGGUGGACAAUACUUUGGAUGAUGAAAACGAAAAUGAAGACAGUGAAAACGCGAAAUUAAAAUCCAAAAGGUGCGUCAAAAAACUGAAAAAAGGCGAAGAUUGUAACGAUAAAACAUAUAUCACAUUACCUGUUAUAAACGAGGAUACGGAGGAGACAGAGGAUAAAUCUGUAACAGGAACAGUGAUAGAGGAGGAUAGGGAAGAUAUGGAGGGGACACCGAUUGAAAACGAAGUGCAACAGCCACAAGACAAAAGAGAAGUAUCAGUAAGUGAUUCAAAGGUACUAGAACUGCCUGACGUCAUAAAAAGUAAACGUCGUCCUGCUAAGAUUCUCAAAACAAAGAAACAAGUCGUGUCGUUUGCUGAUUUGAUAAAACUGCAACAUUCCACCAGUACAAAGAAACUAUUUGAUUUAGUUCACAUACUCGCGGAAAAGCACGGAGUAAGAGAGGACCAGGAUGCCCUAGAGAAAGAGAAUAGAAAUAUUGUAGCUCUGAGAAGCACAGGUCAAGGGAUAUCUGACUCAAUGAUGCGCGCAGCGUCUGUACUCUAUCCUAUGAAAUUCGGAUACGUUUCGACUAAUGAUUUAGAAGUUGAAGAACCUACAACGCCUUCCUCGAUAAUGGAUGACCCGUCCACGGAUAAUUCCGGACUUUCGUCUCCAUUGGAAACCAAACAUGCAAGUAAACCUUCUUCUCCUCAUGUGAACUUUCGGAUUACUGACAAUCAGAGUUCGGGGGUAAGGAACUAUUCUAGACAAACAGAACCGACUCUACCAAGUGUUCGGAGUUCGUAUCCUAAAGAGAAUGUAAAACGAAACAAUAGCAUGCCAACGCUACUUGAUCAGGUAGAAAAAGUGCAGAAAGCAAAUUCACACAAACAUAAUGACAUUGCCUCCUCUCAAAGACGCCAUUCUUUGUCAAAGUCGUCUAACUCCACACCAAGGAUUUUACCGCCAUUGGAGAAAAAGAGAUUGUCAGCCGGAAAUGUAUAUGAAAAGAAAAGUGAUGCAGUGUCAUGGACGGAGGCGUUUGCGCUGUUGAAGGGAGUACAUAACUUAUUUGAUUAG
Molecule: messenger RNA, 1563 nt
Organism: Ylistrum balloti
Lineage: Eukaryota; Metazoa; Mollusca; Bivalvia; Pectinida; Pectinidae
Exons: 2
Coding region: 1-1563 (520 amino acids)
Source: RefSeq, a predicted model, not a curated record